Aspergillus candidus is the source of this 1602-nucleotide messenger RNA. RefSeq names its product cytochrome P450. Lineage: Eukaryota; Fungi; Ascomycota; Eurotiomycetes; Eurotiales; Aspergillaceae. The transcript has 7 exons. The coding region runs from base 1 to 1602 and encodes 533 amino acids. The record is from RefSeq and is a predicted model, not a curated record. Gene Ontology annotation, molecular function: heme binding; monooxygenase activity; oxidoreductase activity, acting on paired donors, with incorporation or reduction of molecular oxygen.
AUGACCCCAGCACGCGACAUGUUUCUUGCCAUUGUCGCUAGCUGUAGCGGGCUGUUGCUACAUUGGUUUUGCUUUCGUCAUGGGGAGUGGGACACAGCCGCGCCUUCAUUGCUGUUUGGCUACGGUAUGAUGACUCUGGCAAGCACUUGCGUGCUUUCCGGUAGAGCCAUCUUGGUUACGGCAGCUUUCCAUCUCUUCGGGGUAUGGGCAAGUAUGCUGCUGUACCGUAUGUUUUUCCAUCGACUCUCCGAUUUUCCCGGGCCAUGCGCCGCCCGUUUAUCCAACUUUUAUGUGACAUUUCUGUCGGCAAAAAAGUUACGACUGUAUGAGGAAACACAACGGCUCCAUGGCAAGUAUGGUGACUACGUACGAUUGGGCCCCUCUGAGCUCUCGAUCGCUGAUCCUCGCGCGGUGAAAGCCCUAUACAGUACUGCUUCACCCGUGACAAAAGGACCGUUCUAUACUCUCUUCCAGCCUCGGACUCCGCUGUUCACCAUCCGAGAUAAAAGGGUGCAUACGGAGAGACGAAAGGCCUGGGAUCGAGCAUUCAGCGCAAGCGCUCUCAAUGGGUAUGAGCCACGCGUCUUCAAAUAUACCAUGCAGCUUAUAGACGCCAUUGAUCGGCGAACCGGAGCCCCCAUGAAUGUGCAGGAGUGGUUCACGUUCUAUUCCUUCGAUGUGAUGGGUGACCUCACGUUUGGCAAGGCAUUCAACAUGCUGGCCGAAGGUAAACUGUCUCCUAUCUUGGGCACCAUACAGAACACACUGAGUACUGCCUUUGGAUAUUUCGGCCAUCUUCCUUGGGUGUUUUCCGUCUUCAAGAAAGUGCCUAUCGCCAACGGUCAAUAUCAUGGAUUCUGGAGAUGGGUCACAAGCCAGCUGGAUGAGAGAUGUGCGAAAAAACCAGCGCAGAACGACAUCUUCACGUGGCUGGUAAAAGCGUACCAACAAGGGCCCAUGUCGACACAGAAUACGCUUGAUCUACAGGGUGAUACAUUUCUCAGUAUCGUGGCCGGCAGUGACCCAAGCGCAACAGCAUUGACCAAUGUCUUCUUUCACCUCGCCACAAACCCGUGUGUAGCCCGAGAUCUACAGAAAACCAUUGACAGACUGCCACCUGGACACUACAAGUCUCUCGUCAAGUUGGAUCUUUUAGAGGGACUCAUUAACGAGACAUUCCGCCUACACCCACCGGCUCCUUCCGGUACCCAAAGGGUCACUCCCCCCGAAGGGAUGUUCAUCGGAGAGACCUGGAUUCCAGGGAAUGUGAUCGUGCAAGUGCCCUUGCACACUGUCUACCUGGACCCCCGCGCGUUCGACAGACCAAUAGAGUUUAUCCCAGAAAGGUGGACAACUCGGCCGGAGCUCAUUCGAGAUAAAUCGGUCUUUAUACCGUUCAACGGCGGGCCCUACGCUUGCGCCGGCAAACAGCUCGCCCUGAUGGAGCUCCGACUGGUUAUUGCGGAAGUUCUACGCCGAUACGAUCUUGCUUUAGCACCGUCCCAGACGGAAGAGGCCUUCUGGGCCCAGCAAAAGGAUCACUACACUCUUGGCCCUUCUCCGCUUUGGCUCCGGUUUACAAGACGAUCAGAUCAGGUGUGA